Diversispora eburnea is the source of this 630-nucleotide messenger RNA. The record is from the annotation of a GenBank genome assembly. Lineage: Eukaryota; Fungi; Glomeromycota; Glomeromycetes; Diversisporales; Diversisporaceae.
AUGAUCGAAAGAAUCAAUAAUAAUACAAAUCCCGUUCUUGUUGAUCGUUAUGAGAUAAAACCUGAAUCGAAAUCAAAGGAGAGUAAUGAUGCUACUACUGCUUUAAAUAUUGAUACUCCUGAUGUUCAAUCAACCACAGAAAAGGAUUCGAUAAACCUACUGGAUAUUACUGACGAUAUUGAUGUUACUUCGAGUGAAAUUAAUAAUGAAAUGAAUGAUCCUAUUAUGAUUCAAUUAACAAACAUGAUAAUGAGAGAUGGAAAAAAAGCUAGUGCCCAACGUUAUGUAGCCGAUUGUUGUCUGGAAAUUCGUAAACAAACCAAAAACAAUCCAUAUCAAAUUAUUAAAGCUUCUAUCGAAAAAACUUCUCCUUUAGUUCGUCUUAUAGGUUAUAAACAAAAUUCAAAGAAUAUACAAAUUCCUAUUCCACUUAACGAACGUCAAAAACGUCAUAAGGCUAUUAAAUGGAUAUUAAAUGCUUCGGAUAAAAGACCUGGAAAAAAAUUCAGUGAAAGAUUAGCUUUAGAAAUUUUAGCUGUUAUUAAUGGUCAAAGUCCUGCAUUGCAACAAAGAGAAUCAGUGCAUAAAGCGGCACUUGUAAAUAGAGCAAAUUUACCAGUCAAAUGGUAA